AUGUCGGCAACAAUGGAGGAGAAAGUCACUUACAAAGUUAGUCAGACCUCUUGGUGGAGAUGGAGAGAUCUUACUAUCUUUCAUUCUUCACAGGGUUACACAUCAUUCUGGAAUGAUUGCAUCUCCUCAGGACUGCGUGGCUGCAUGUUAAUCGAAUUGGCAUUGCGAGGACGUCUUCAGCUUGAGGCUUGUGGAAUGAGGCGCAAGAGUCUAUUAACGAGAAAGGUGAUUUGCAAGUCAGAUGCUCCUACAGGGGAUGUUCUGCUUGAUGAAGCUCUGAAACAUAUAAAAGAGACCCAGCCUCCUGAAACAGUACAAAAUUGGAUUGAACUGCUUAGUGGUGAAACAUGGAACCCACUGAAGUUGCACUACCAACUACGAAAUGUCCGUGAACGGUUAGCUAAAAAUCUAGUGGAAAAAGGUGUAUUGACAACAGAGAAACAGAACUUCCUUCUUUUUGACAUGACUACGCACCCUCUCACCAACAACAAUAUCAAACAGCGCCUCAUCAAGAAGGUUCAGGAGGCAGUUCUUGACAAAUGGGUGAAUGACCCUCACCGCAUGGACAAGCGCUUGCUGGCACUUGUUUAUUUAGCCCAUGCUUCAGAUGUUCUGGAGAACGCUUUUGCCCCCCUUUUGGAUGAGCAGUAUGAUUUAGCCACAAAGAGAGUGCGGCAGCUUCUGGAUUUAGACCCUGAGGUUGAAUGUAUGAAAGCCAACACGAAUGAGGUUCUGUGGGCUGUUGUAGCAGCUUUCACAAAAUAACUGCAUUCAGACUGAAGUGUUCUUUCUUCUUUCAUGUAAACCAGUUGUUUCUCUUCUAUUGACUAUUCAUGUUUUCUGUACUUUGUACCUUCUCACAUGAUGAAUCGGCUCUUGUUUAAUGGGAAUUAUAAGUGGUGUAUUCCCUCCUUCUCUGUGUAUCUGUAUACAGGAUUCUGCUGGUACAAGAGACCUUCCUGUUUAAAAACAACAGGAGAAGGCUUUACUGCCAUAUUGGCAUUCCGUUUCCUAUUCAGUCUGAGUUAUCUGAAAUACUUUGUUUAAUCUAUUUUUCAUCUUAUUGUUAUUGAAGUGGUUUAACAUGGAAAGCACCUCAAGGAGGAAAUGUGCAUGCAGCUUGAUCACUAGUCUCAGCUGACAGACGUGUGCAUGCAUCAGUACUUCUGCAGAACAAUUGAAAACAGAUUAAAAAAGGGCCUUUUUAAGUCACCAAAGCUCCAUGUUGAAGUGUCUGUCAGGGCAUUUUAUACACAGAUGUUGUUUCAAUUAUAUCUAACAAAAUUACUUUAAAAGCAGAAAUGCCAUUAAGCAGCUUUGUCAAUAGUUCCUGUAAAAUGCCCCAUAAAUUUUACUUUUCAUGCAAGUGUCUUGUGUACUUACAUUUUCGUUAGAGCCAUAGCUGAGUCAUAAAGCUAGUAUAGAAAGGUCCAAUUGUUUCAUAAAGCAGUUUGGGGAUGGGAUACAUUCCAUUAUAUUGUAUAUAUAGUUCAAAUUGUAUAUUAACAACUGCCCCAUCUUAGUAUUUUGCAAGAUCUACUUAGUUGUACACCUGGUGCCCCUUAUUUGCCAUCAGCCAUUGCCAUUCAAUGGAAAGAAAGGCCUCCUGUGCAGAGCAUGUGUGUGAAAGCUGUUUGUUUCCAGUGUCUACAGAGUUUGCCAUCAAGGUAUUCUCAGUCUAUGCAUUGCCUUUGAUAAUUAGUGUAAGGAAAGAGAUCGCUUUCUGUCAUUGUUUGUACUACCCCUUUCUCCUCCCUCCCCAGUAUGGAAGAGGCUCAUGACCAGUACAAUUCUUGAGUGCGGUUUUUAAUUUUGUACCCAAAUUAUUGUUUGUCUCUUAAACCUCAUAAUCUAUUUUACACUUUAAAAACAAAAUCAGUCCUAGCAGGUGUUGCAUGUAAACAGUUAGCAAGUAAUGACUGCAGUUCAAAUGGUUAGUAUUUCUGUAAUGGGAUGCUUUGCUAUAUUUUAAUUUUUUAUAUACAAUUAUGCUGAUUAGCACACUACUGUAAAAAAAAUAUCUAAAACUUUGGCUUUUUAAAAUUUAUUGCCUCUUUGCUGCUGCUUGUUGUCUCCCAUUGGUUUCACAGUGUAAAUAUUAUGCAUUGAAAAAAUUAAACAUUGAUUUUUUUUUUCUUCAUAACAAUGCAGAUUUAUAGUGGGGCUUACAGGUGUUUAGAAACUUUUUUUGGUUAAUAUUCAGAGCAAGAAUACUAGAUGGUGUAUAACUGUAGAGUUGAAAUUUAAGGGAUCCCUUAAUCUGUAUACUAGCUUUUUACCUACAGUAAAUAAACUAUGAUCUUGAAA
Molecule: messenger RNA, 2307 nt
Organism: Opisthocomus hoazin
Lineage: Eukaryota; Metazoa; Chordata; Aves; Opisthocomiformes; Opisthocomidae
Source: RefSeq, a predicted model, not a curated record